UAAGCAACUAGCAACUGCAGCUUAUCAUCCCUUCCUAAUCAAAAUUGCUGGCAUGGAAGUCCUUACUUGUGUCCAAGACAAAUCAACCAUGGAUUUGAAGGAGUUUGAUGCAACAAAAGCUGGUGUUAAAGGACUUAUAGAGUCCGGCAUCACAAAGAUACCUAAAUUUUUCAUCCGUCCAUCACUGGAAACUGUGGAGAAGUCAUCUUACAAGUCCAGUGAUAUCAGCCUCCGUAUUCCACUUAUAGACCUUGCAGGCUUUGAAAGUAGUAGAAGGAAGGAUAUAAUUGAUGAAAUACGCGAAGCAUGCGAAAAAUGGGGUGUCUUUCAAUUGAUCAAUCAUGGGAUUCCAAUUAGCGUCUUGGAUGAGAUGAUUGCUGCUUCCAGAAGAUUUCAUGAGCAACCAAAUGAGGUGAAGAAGGAGCUGUACUCACGUGAUCCUGAGAAAUCAGUGAAGUACUACAGCAACAGUGAUCUCUUUUUACGUAAAGGAGCUGCAGAUUGGACGGAUAGCGCGGCCUUUGAUUUUGGUGAUGGUAAAGUGGACCCUGCCGCCCUUCCUCACAUAUGCAGAGAUGCAGUGGCAGCAUAUGUGAUACACAUGUUUGAACUGAAGAAUACAGUAUCUCAACUCCUCUCAGAGGCUCUGGGACUUAGCAGUGACUACCUUGCUAAAAUGGAAUGCAUGGAACAUCCUGCAAUACGGUGCAACUAUUACCCUGCUUGCCCUGAGCCAAAUGGCGUGCUUGGCUCAGUCAAGCAUACGGACCCAGAUUUUAUGACUAUAGUCUUGCAGGACAAUGUUGGUGGUCUUCAAGCUGUUCAUCAAAAUAUGUGGGUUGAUGUGUCCCCUGUUCCAGGAGCUCUGAUUGUCAACAUGGGUGACUUUAUGCAGCUUAUCACCAAUGAUAAAUUCUUAAGUGUCCAGCACAGGGUUCAAGUUAGACAGACUGGCCCAAGAGUGGCAAUUGUUUGCUUCUUCUAUCCUUAUUCGACAAAUCUGUGUAAACGCUUUGGGCCUAUAAAGGAGCUUCUAUUCGACCAAGAACCGAUAUACAGAGAAACUAGUGUCAUGGAAUACAUCGAUAAAUUCAGGUCUAAUGGAGGAGCUGGCAAUCCAUGCCUACCACUUUUUAAACUAGUGUAAGGGAUUGCUAGCCUGAUGGAGUGAUGCAUGGAUGCUUAUGAAACAAUGUCGAAACCUAAAAUAUGUAACAAAUUUCAGCUUCUCAUGUAUGUUGUCUGUUGUCUAAAUUGUCAGAACCUAUAUGUAUAUGUAGCUGUUAUAUAUUUGUAAUAUGGUCUAUCUUUUCUCUGUUUAAAGGAAUGAGUUGUAAUAAAAAAGAUAUUCCUAUUGCA
This is a messenger RNA of Tripterygium wilfordii, 1359 nucleotides long. RefSeq names its product 1-aminocyclopropane-1-carboxylate oxidase homolog 1-like. The transcript is spliced from 3 exons. Lineage: Eukaryota; Viridiplantae; Streptophyta; Magnoliopsida; Celastrales; Celastraceae. The coding region runs from base 53 to 1147 and encodes 364 amino acids. The record is from RefSeq and is a predicted model, not a curated record.